AUGAGUAUUCUGAAGGAUGGCUUUCUCGUGAAUCCGCGUAACACCUCAAUUACGGGUCGGCUGUUCGGAGAUGGUAUCUAUUUGGCGGAUUCGUUUGAGAAGAGCUCACAUUACUGUCAGUCGUCCGCUAAUGGUUUAAACUAUAUGUUAUUGUGCCGAGUGGCGCUAGGUAAGUGUUACACAAAGAAUUCGUGGAACCUGCAGUGGGGUGAAGAUAUGCCAAAAGGCUACGAUUCUAUACACGUGAUUGGUCAGAAAUAUCCGCAAUCAUCCAUCACUGAGAACGGUGUGGUGAUGCCACUUGCGGACUUCGUCGACCGUUCCUCGCGAGGCUAUGGAGCGUUGGAGUUCUCCGAGUAUAUUGUCAGAAACAGUAAUCGUAUUCUACCGCAAUAUCUUAUCAUCUACCAGUGA
Molecule: messenger RNA, 414 nt
Organism: Ostertagia ostertagi
Lineage: Eukaryota; Metazoa; Nematoda; Chromadorea; Rhabditida; Trichostrongylidae
Source: the annotation of a GenBank genome assembly